AUGGCUGAUAUUGAACUCAAAAAUGCCGAAGCCCAAGGCCAAGCCAAGAAAAGGGAACGCCCGGCCAUGCAGAUCUAUCGUCCUCCAGGUAAGCUCGGCCCUCGCAAACUCUUCAACUCAAACUCAGGUCUCAGAGGAGGAGAAAAAAAUGAGAAAAAUGCCCAGGAACUGCCCGCUUCACCGACUUCAGUGAAGUACAGUACCCUUGGAAAGACCGAACAAGACCGAGGCAGGUUUGCAAUACCAACGUUUUUACUUUUACUUUUCAUAACCUUGACCUGAAUUCUUCAUUUGUUUGCAAUGUUUGAAUGCAUUCUCAAAUCUUUUGAUUACAGUUUCUAAUGCCAGUUCUGAAUCCAGAAGUUCUUCUACAAAGAAUGAGAAACCAAAACCAAAGAAUAAACCCUCGGUUACAACACCGACAGAAAAGAAAAAACAAUUUACUUCAAAAGACUUCGACGACAUUGUAACUGGACUACGGAAGUUGGAAGCCAUAAAAGACCAAAAGAUCGUUGAGGACUUUAUAAACUGUUAGUCCUACCUUAAGUUAUAUUACUGUAUUCUUUGCAGCAAACUUGGAGUUGCCAGAAAUAACGGAAUCCUUGGCGCUUUGCUUAACCCGACAGGCCAUAGAAGAGAGUAAUAAACAAGUCCAGAGGGCCAUAGCGAGACUGAUUGCCCUUAUUCUCAGCUGUCCCACCGGUAGUUCUUUCCACAAAGGUCUGUUGGCAUCCUUGAACCAAUAUUACGAAUGCCGAGGACAGUUGAGAGAGACUCAUCUCAAGGUUUGGAUCAAUUUCCUCAGCUUUCUUAGUGAUGUUUAUGCAAAUAUUGGAUUCGAAUAUGAGGGUGGAUUGGUGGAUUUACUCUUCAAAGUACUCGAUUACAUGUUGGAAGAGUCAAUCUUGGAGACACUGAAGAUCGAAGAAGUAAGGUUUUGGUAUGAUUAAUGUGACCCACAUAAAAGAGUAUAAACUAUGAGUAAUGGGCCAUUUGAAAUUUGCAAACUUGACUAAUGUGAUUGUUACAGCUGGAAAGUGUGAUCGGCUGUCUUCUGAGUGUUGGUUAUGACCUGGAACGGAACUGUCCCGACCAACUGGGGAGUCUAAAGGAUCGAAUUCGAGACGCUUUUGUAGCCGCGCAUGAACCCUGGGCACGAAAAAUGAUAAUGUUACUCAUGGAAUUGUCGGCCAGUGGCUGGUCCCUGCCUUCCGAGGCCAACGAAUAUUAUUUUCAAUAA
This is a messenger RNA of Bursaphelenchus xylophilus (pine wood nematode), 1240 nucleotides long. The record is from the annotation of a GenBank genome assembly. Lineage: Eukaryota; Metazoa; Nematoda; Chromadorea; Rhabditida; Aphelenchoididae.